Oryzias latipes (Japanese medaka) is the source of this 4736-nucleotide messenger RNA. It is a transcript of the gene lmo7a, whose product is annotated as LIM domain 7a. The record is from RefSeq and is a predicted model, not a curated record. Gene Ontology annotation, molecular function: protein binding. Lineage: Eukaryota; Metazoa; Chordata; Actinopteri; Beloniformes; Adrianichthyidae. Gene Ontology annotation, biological process: regulation of cell adhesion; regulation of signaling.
CUCACCAUAAAGUUUGUCCACUCCUCUUGCUGAAGCCUGAAAACACGUUCUGACAUGUGCGUCACCUCCCGUCUGACCAGACACUAAGGUGGAGCCGCUCAAAGGGAGACAGGACAGGUGUGUCGGAUGAAAGGACAGGACCCGCUGAAGCUCAGAGAAGAGGCUGGUCAUGGAGUGGAGGGAGCAGUCCACUGUCAGCUCUGCUGAAGCCUUCCAGGAGGCGCAGCGAUGGAUUGAGACUGUAACCAAGAAAAAAUUUGGGAGCAGCGACUUCCGAUCAGCCCUGGAGAGUGGUGUUCUGCUGUGUGAUCUGAUCAACAAGAUCAAGCCUGGUCUCAUCAAAAGGGUCAACAGACUGCCAACACCAAUCGCUGGACUGGACAACCUCAACGUCUUCCUCAAGGCCUGUGGCAAACUUGGACUUAAGGAGGCACAGCUCUUUCACCCCGGAGAUCUCCAAGACUUGUCCACGAGAGCAACAGUCAAGCAUCAAGAGACAGACAGGAGGCUAAAAAAUGUUUUGAUCACCAUAUACUGGCUUGGUAGAAGAGCUCAGAGUGACCGUCUCUAUGACGGACCUUACCUGAACUUCAAAGCAUUUGAAGGAUUACUGGGCACAGCACUAUACAAGACUCUGCAGGAAUCAUCCAGUCAGAGAAGCAGCACCGCCAGAGACAGCGGUUUUGGAGACAGCUGGUACUCGGAAAGAGAGAAGCUCCACCACCUGGGAGGAAGAGGAGGAGGCAGACCCAGGAGAGACGACUCCCUGGACAGCUUAAACUCUAUGGGCUCCCGCCCUCACAGCGACUCGUCUGACACCACUCUGAAAGGCAGCAGCGAGGGUUGUUACAGUGAAGAAGAAAUAGACACCAUCAUCAGAAUGGCUCAGAACAGGGACUCCAAGGGCUACCGCAGGAUUACAAACAUCCUACCUAGCGUUAGCGCUGAUUACAACCGGUUCCUGCCCACCAAAGACAAGCCGUCCGGCUACGUACCGCCUCCUCUGAGGAAGAAACGGGGCGAACGCAAUGAAGACAACCGGCGCAGCUUGAACUACGGCAGCAUGGAGGAUGAAGGCCAAAUCACCAGUAAGCCACCCCUGCUAGGAAGUAUUCCGGGGAGUAAAUCCACCAGUGACAUUGACGCGGAUGCCAUGGCCCUCCGGCAGCUUCGGUUCGAAGAGCUGCAGAAGUACCGUGAGCAGAUCAAGGAGAGUGAUGAUAAAUGGCAGGAUGACUUGACCAAAUGGAAAAACCGGCGACGAAGCGUCAACUCGGACAUAGCGAAGAAGAAAGAGGAAAGAGAGAAAAUUGAGCAAAUUACCUACGGCGACGACAGAAGGUCCAAGACCUUCAAGGAGAUGCAGGAGGAGAGGGAAAGUAAAACAAAGAACCGCAUCAGCAGUCGCCUCGCUUCGCUUUCCUUUCUGCAUGACAGUGAGGACGACUCCGAGGCUCCUGUCAUCAGCCCACUUUCCCGCACGCAUCUUUCCAGAAGCUACACUAUCGACGCUCCAUAUUUUUCAUCCCAACCCUCUGAGCCCUCUGUGAAGCCGGAAGAUUCCCCAGCUUCCUCCCCGCUUCCUUUUCAGCCAUCGCCUCCCACUUCCCAGCAAGUUGCCGACAAGGCUGUCGCAUCUCCCACUGCCGCCACUCCGGCCAGUCGCAGCUCGGUCCUCAGCUCCACCACUCCCAAAGCUCCGUCUUUACAGAGGAGUCAAGCAGUAGACGACCCCGGCACAACCAGAGAGGCACAGAGCACGAACACUGCCUCCAUUCCCAGCUCUGCUCAGAAGGCACCCGAGCCAAAGCCUCCAUUGUUGGGCACACAGGCCAAAGCGGAGGCCCCCCCACUCGCUCUGCACAAAGAGGAGCCGCAGCUGAACUCAAUGCAACCCAAGCCUCCUGAGUUUUCUUGGGUUUCGUCCUCCCUCCCCAGGAGCUAUCAGAAAUCUGAUAGCUUACGCCUAACCUCAGUUGUCACACCAAGGCCCUUUGGGACCCAAUCAUCCCGCAUCAGCUCUCUUCCCAGAGCCCAAACAAUGGAUAACUCCCAUCAGCGUGUCAAUGGCAGUGCCAGCAUUCCUCAAAAGACCUCGGUGCCAAGCCGGUAUCAGCAGUUCAUGACGUCAGAGGAUGAGGCUCAGUCCAGCUCAGCACAAAGCAGCGAGGAAGAGGAGAAAGAUGAGGUGAAGGAGGAUGAGAGGCCCAAAGAAAUGAGCAUCACCAGUGAUUCACCUGCCAGUCCUUUGAUGAAUAGCCAAACCAAGCAGGAGAACUUCUGUGAGAUGCGCGUCAACCUGAACCAGAAACCCAACAGCAGCAGAGACUUUGGAUUCCAGUCAAACUGGGACUCGAAAGGAGUUCGUGUCUCAUCCAUCCAGCCAGAAAGCUCAGCUGAAAUGUGCCAGCUCCAGGUUGGAGAUGAGGUUCUGACAAUCAACGGCCAUAAGGUGGCAGAAAUGAGCUACACAGAGUGGAAGACCUGCAUGGAUCAGGCCCUGCAAGAGGGCAGCCUGGUCAUGGAUGUCCGCCGUCAUGGCCAAAACAACUGGGUCAGAGACGAACCUUCCCUGCCAUAUAAAAGCCAUAGAACCAUCAAUCUGACCAGUACGGAUCAUCCGACAAUUCUAGGUCCCCCUGGCACAAAAACUGUCAGUUCCAGCCUGGAUCUCACCUCCCACAUUCCCCCGGAGACCGUGCCAAGCAAAGAGGCCCCCGCUAAGACCGCUGUCGGGGUGGCGUCAAAUGGAGUGAACGGGAGUCUCCACGAAGAACCGGUGACCAUGAGGAACAAAGAGUCAGAACCCAUAUCUUUGAAAAACUUAAAACGGAGGUCAGAGUUUUUUGAACAAGGUGGCUCAGAGUCCAGCGUCAGUGCGCUGACCUACCUCUGUGGAGGAUCAAACUCCUCUAUGCCAGAUAUAACUGUUCCUGCCAUCACUCCACCAUCCAACCGCUGGACGUGGGACCCAGAAGAGGAGCGCAGAAGGCAGGAGAAAUGGCAGAUGGAACAAGAGCGCCUUCUACAGGAAAAAUACAUGCGCGAUCAGCAGAAGUUGCAGGAAGAGUGGCACAAGGCUCAGCAGGACAUUUCUACAAGCAUGGGCCAACAAGAGCAUCUCGAGGUGAACAGCAACAACGUCGGCACUCACUUCCCUCUGUCCUCCUCCUCCGUCCCCCAAACCGCACCUCCAGCGUGGGAAGAGGAAGAGAGGAAGAGGAAGGAGGAACAAGAGCGCCAAAGACAGGAGGAAGAGAGGAAGAAGAGGGAGGAGCAGGAGCGUGAUCUGCUGCGCCUCGAGGAACAGAGGAAGAGGAGGGAGGUGCAGGAGGAGCAGAGGAGGCGACAGGAAGCUGCAGAGCAGGAGCGCAGGGAGAAGGAAAAAGCUCUGGAGCAGCAGCAACAGUGGGGUGGACACUUGCAUGGCUUUGCCAGUGUCCAGCAACCACUGUCCUUUACAGACAGGGCAAAGUCCAAAUCAUCUCCUCAGCUUGAUGAAGACGAGGAAGGUCAGAGGAGAGGCUCUAGUGCAGACUUUAAGAGUUACCAGCCUCUGUCGCAGGCUGAGCUGGAGCGCCAGCAGAUCCUGAACAAGAUGAAGAAGAAGACAUCACUGCAGAGGGACGGCAGCUGGAUCCGUCAGGGCUCCACCACCACUCCCACCAGCAAGGGGGAGAGCGACCCCCAAUUCAUGCGCAGGGGUGAAUCUCUGGACAACUUGGACUACGACUCUCACCGUUCAUCGUGGUCCCCUAGAAGCAACUCUUUUGUCCAGAACUACUCCCAGACCCAACAUGGUCUCUAUGGCAACUCCUCUGGCUAUGGUGGUGGGCUCAGGGCCCAGCGGCCCGUCUCCGUCACUUUGCCUUACUCUCAGUCUAUGGGCUCCCUCAGAGGUGGGGCAGGAACCCACACAUUCCCCUGGUCCCGACAAUCUUCCUCCACGUCUACUUUAUCUCCCACAACUCCUGAUCCCUUACCCGAAGGAGAUUCCCGCCAGCAGCGGAGCAGGUCAGUGAGUGGAAAGAACAUUUGUUCACUCUGUGACACGCCUCUGGGAAAAGGAGCGGCCAUGAUCAUCGAGUCCCUGGGGCUCUAUUUUCAUUUGGAUUGCUUUAAGUGUAUCGAUUGCAAUUCGAGCCUUGGAGGAUCAGAAGCCGGGGCCGAAGUCAGAAUACGAAACCAACAGCUCUACUGCAACUCCUGCUACAUACAAGCCAAAAUCAGGCAACCAACAUCCAUGUGAGGUGAAAGCACUCAAGCAGAUUGAUGAGGAAUCGACUUGCGACAACAACCCCUGAACUUGUAAAGUGAAUGUUGGGACAAUGACUGGAAAACUGGUUUAGAUUCCCCCAAUAACUUUCUGAGGAAAAAUAUCCUUCUUGUUCUUAACGUGAUUGCAGGGUUUAAAUUUCUAAGGCGUUAUUUACUCUUGUGUUUAUGUAUCUAAUUCAAUACUAGCGCUGUAAAAAAAAAGUGUGAGGUUUCAGCUUGCUUCUGUUUUCCAAUGUGUUAGCCAUAAAAAGUGUAAAGCAAUUGGAUUGCCAUUUUAGAGGAAAUUCAUCUCAGCGCUUUCGUCAGAUGAGAUGAUUUUAUUAUGUCAAUGUGCCUUGGCUGUUAAAAUUAUUAGAAAGCAUAUUUGGCAAAGAGAAAAAAAGCACUUUUUUUGUUAAGUGGAUGCUAAACUGAAUAGAAAUAAAUAAUAAGUCUGUAAAUAAACUACUAAAGCUUUA